GCCGGGGCGGUGUCUGCGCAUGCGCCGGGAGGGCCGGGGCGGCGGGGGGUGAAGAUGGAAGAUGAGGAGGUCGCCGAGAGCUGGGAGGAGGCGGCCGACAGCGGGGAAAUAGACCGACGGUUGGAAAAGAAGCUGAAGAUCACACAGAAGGAAAGAGCCGGGUCUUCCAGACGGGAUGUAGCUACAGCUUUGGGGAAGCCAUUUAAGAAAAAGACACUCAAAGGAAGAAAUGGCAGAAAGUCCAAAUCGCCUCCUAAAGUGCCCAUCGUGAUUCAGGACGACAGCCUUCCUGCAGGUCCUCCCCCCCAGAUCCGCAUCCUGAAGAGACCAACCACCAACGGUGUCCUCAGCAACCCCAACUCGGCCAGCAGGCCGGCCUUCCCCGUCAAGUCCUUGGCGCAGAGGGAGGCAGAGUACGCGGAGGCCCGGAAACGGAUACUGGGCAGCGCGAGCCCUGAGGAGGAGCAGGAGAAACCCAUCCUGGACAGGCCGCCGAGGAUCUCCCAGCCGGAAGACACCCGACAGCCCAACAAUGUGAUCAGGCAGCCCCUGGGUCCUGAUGGUUCCCAAGGCUUCAGGCACCGCAGAUAGAGGUGGAAGUGCUGCUGCCCACGGGACAGACUGGAGCAGAGGCAGCUCCUGGUUGAUGUUGCACUGUGACCCCCCUUGCUCUGCCCACUGUGACCUUCAGCCCCCGCGCACUGUGACCUCCCCGCGCCACCCACUGUGACCGCUCAGGGCUGUCCCCGAGGAGGACAAAGAGGGGAGGAAAAAACACACAAAAAAAAGAGGGAAGUGGGAGGGGGACACGAUGGCAAAGGGGGAUGUAGAGGAC
Apus apus (common swift) is the source of this 835-nucleotide messenger RNA. It is a transcript of the gene SZRD1, whose product is annotated as SUZ RNA binding domain containing 1. Lineage: Eukaryota; Metazoa; Chordata; Aves; Apodiformes; Apodidae. The coding region runs from base 55 to 591 and encodes 178 amino acids. The transcript is spliced from 5 exons. The record is from RefSeq and is a predicted model, not a curated record.